This is a messenger RNA of Phyllostomus hastatus (greater spear-nosed bat), 3060 nucleotides long. RefSeq names its product TGFB induced factor homeobox 2 (gene TGIF2). The transcript has 3 exons. The record is from RefSeq and is a predicted model, not a curated record. Bases 197 to 910 code for a protein of 237 amino acids. Gene Ontology annotation, molecular function: RNA polymerase II cis-regulatory region sequence-specific DNA binding; DNA-binding transcription factor activity, RNA polymerase II-specific. Gene Ontology annotation, biological process: regulation of transcription by RNA polymerase II. Lineage: Eukaryota; Metazoa; Chordata; Mammalia; Chiroptera; Phyllostomidae.
GGGAUCUGACGUCAGGCCGCGAGGUGCUUUCCAGCCGCGAGCUGUCAGGCCGAGUGUCAGGCCCGGCAGGUACGCGGCGCGCUUCCCCAGCGCCCUCUGCCCCCUGCCAGGACGCCCCGGACCGAGCUCAAGGCCGCGUGGACGGAAAAGCCUCUCGGGAAAGCUUUCCUGAGGUCCAGCUUAGCCCCUCGACACCAUGUCAGACAGUGAUCUGGGUGAGGACGAAGGCCUCCUCUCCCUGGCAGGCAAGAGGAAGCGCAGAGGGAACCUGCCCAAGGAGUCAGUGAAGAUCCUCCGGGACUGGCUGUACCUGCACCGGUACAAUGCCUACCCCUCCGAGCAGGAGAAGCUGAGCCUGUCUGGACAAACUAACUUAUCUGUGCUGCAGAUAUGUAACUGGUUCAUCAACGCUCGGCGGCGGCUUCUCCCAGACAUGCUUCGCAAGGACGGCCAAGACCCCAACCAGUACACCAUUUCCCGCCGCGGGGGCAAGGCCUCAGAUGUGGCCCUCCCCCGUGGCAGCAGCCCCUCGGUGCUGGCUGUGUCUGUGCCGGCCCCCACCAAUGUGCUCUCCUUGUCUGUGUGCUCCGUGCCACUCCACUCGGGCCAGGGGGAAAAGCCAGCAGCCCCCUUCCCACAGGGGGAGCUGGAGCCCGCCAAAUCCCUGGUGACCCCUGGUAACACCCUCACCCUGCUGACCAGGGCGGAAGCUGGAAGCCCCACAGGUGGACUCUUCAAUACACCACCGCCCACACCCCCAGAGCAGGACAAGGAGGACUUCAGCAGCUUCCAGCUGCUCGUGGAGGUGGCGCUACAGCGGGCUGCCGAGAUGGAGCUUCAGAAGCAGCAGGACCCGUCGCCCCCAUUACUGCACACUCCCAUCCCCCUGGUCUCUGAAAACCCCAAGUAGGCAUCUGCCAACAGGGGUGUUCAAGGCUCAAGCCAGCUGUUCUGGGUUUAUGUUUUGGUUCCCUUUCACACAGAGGGUUUUCUUUGGAUCACUGCCAAACAUCAAGAUCAUCUCCUCUGUCCUGAGGUCUUCAGCAGGAAGACACCAGCCGGUGUCACUGCGCUGUGAUGGGGACCUCUCCUCUUCUGACUCAGCCGUUUCUCCAGGCCUCCCCCGGUGAGGAGACUAAGAGAGUGGAGACAGGCAUGGUGCUGCUGCUACUUCUCCAGAGAAUCCGCGGGACACCUUUGUCCCAGCCUGCUUUCCUGGGCUCGGCACAGAAAACCUGCCAAGUUCGGCCCUGCGCUGGGUCCAAGUUGCUCCUGAGCCGACCUCUCUGUUAAGCCAAGUGUGGACAUUCCAAGUUCGUAAGUGUGAACAAAAGAAAAGAGGAACCCAGCAGAUGUCGUAGAACCGACUCCAGUUGAAUGUUUAGGUUUAUGCUAAACUUUGUGUUCAUUUUUCCCUUUUUGCCGUGGUUUGCGUGCACGGGGCAGUGCGCGUUGUGUGAUGGAGUCUGAUGAACUGGGAAUGGUCGUCCACCAUUGCAACAGAUGAUUGUUUUACAAGGAAGGAGUAUUUUUAUUUUGGGGACCAGCUGCAUCUCUGCAAAAUUCCAAAUGGUUGUUUUAUUGUUGGUUUGGUUUACCGAGAAAAGGAGGAAACAGAUGUAUGCCGGCUUUGGCUUUUCUGCAUCAGGCACAGAGGGGAAUAAACCCAAAGCCAGAGAGAGGGGCCAACAGAGAAUCUGACCAAACCUUCUAGGCGUAGAGCAGAGAAGGGUGAUAAAAACCGGAGAGGUGUUUUUUUCUAUUUUUGUUUUUACUGUACUUUUGGGGGGUGGGAAAAGUAAGCUAGACAGAGGCAGUAGGGUUUGUUUUUUUGUUUUUGUUUUUUUUCUCUUUAAUGUUUUCCCCUUUAUUCUUGAAAGCUUUGCCCUGCAGCCUGAGUUUUGGAUUCCUUUAGGAACUUGGAUUAGCGGAGCCAGAAUGUCAAAAGCUCCAUCUACUGGCAGGUUUUCCCACCACGGUGGCAGGAAAGCAUUCCUGGAGGAAGCAGGAAGAGUGGCCCCAGCCGCCUGCGGAACUGCCUUCAGAGGCAGCUGGGGCUGGAGAGCGGGAGGCCUGCCCCUGGGAGUGUCUCUGUGUUGCACCUUUCUUCACACUGGAGUUGCAGAGGCCCCUGCCCUGAACUUCACAGUGGAACAGAUCACAGUUGGUCUUAUCUCCUCCCUCCCAUUUAUUUUUUGUGUCAUUGCCAACUGCGUUCAACAGCAAUAUACCCCAUCUUUAUAUAUCCUAAGAAACACUAAUCCUAGGUUAUUAUUAGCCAAAAUAUUUUUGUUCUGAUGGACAUUGUUUCUGGGCCAAAAGACAGGUCAGGAGCCCCAGCCUGUAGUUUCCUUAGGUUGCCGAGUCCUGGCACAAGGGGGAAGAGAGUUGCUGGAUUGGUGGCUGCCUUGGUAAGGCCUGGCCAGGAGAAAAGGCGGAAACAGGUUUUCAGUCCCGAGGGAAGCACCCUCACUUUGAGUGGCUUGACCCACCAAUUGCUUGGGAGUGCACAUUAGUAUUUAAAGGAGAGGGAGUUUUACUCAGAGUGGGCAAGUUUCCUCGGCUCUUUUUUGCCUCCUCCCUCCUCCUCUGCCUUCUCCUUGCAUGCCCUGGGGUGGGUGGGAAGGGGAUCAGGGAUCCUCACACUCCUGGGGCCCAGCUGGGGAAGGAUGAACAUGGCAGCUUUGAGAUUAGUUGCUGCUGUUUGCCCAGCCUUUCCACCCUGCCCGUGUCUGUGAGCCCAGGGCCGGUGUGACUGUUGCAAGGUGCUUGUAGCAGGAGACUGGAAGUGUAUCGGGCUGGGGUGGGACUCUUCCUUCCCGCAGUGCACUGAGCAAUGGAGGUGCUGGGGGGUGCCGGAGCCAUGCUGCUGGAUUCUGGUUAGGCUCCCCCCACCCUUGUGCAGGAUAGGGAGGCUGGGGCUGGGCAGCCUCUGCUUGGUUUAGUUGUGAGGUAAACUGGGAGGAGAUUUAGCACAGUUAUCCCAUUGAGUAAUUUGGGCAGAAAACUACUGUAAAUAAGUUUUGUUUUUGUCAAAUAAAAAUUUUGGGUUUUGUUUUA